Doryrhamphus excisus (bluestripe pipefish) is the source of this 2051-nucleotide messenger RNA. It is a transcript of the gene aicda, whose product is annotated as activation-induced cytidine deaminase. Lineage: Eukaryota; Metazoa; Chordata; Actinopteri; Syngnathiformes; Syngnathidae. Gene Ontology annotation, biological process: cytidine to uridine editing. Gene Ontology annotation, molecular function: zinc ion binding; cytidine deaminase activity; RNA binding. Gene Ontology annotation, cellular component: cytoplasm; nucleus. The record is from RefSeq and is a predicted model, not a curated record.
UUGUACAGUGUCCAUUCUCUUUUACACGCAGCUCCCAUUUACGACACUAGAUGUGCACAUGAAUGCACCAGGGUAGCAGCGCAGGUUUCAGAGUUGUCCUAACAUUUGAUGUUCAACUAACAGUGCAGCUUAUAAACGUAUGCCCACUCCGCCGUGGUUGGUCACACACCCAAGUACUUUCAGUACUUUUCAGUGCCGCUAAUUGCAAACUAUGUGUUGGGAUCCUAAAGUAGAGACUGGACAGUCCCACGUUUCUCAAGAAAAGAGUUUACUUCAAGACGUCUCUCAAUGCGUGCUUUUGCCCCAGAAGAAGUUCCUGUACCACUACAAGAACAUGCGCUGGGCAAAGGGUCGCAAUGAAACCUACCUGUGCUUCGUGGUGAAGAGGCGGGUGGGGCCGGACUCACUGUCUUUUGACUUUGGACACCUGCGCAAUCGUAACGGCUGCCACGUAGAGCUGUUGUUCCUGCGUUACCUGGGAGCCCUGUGCCCUGGCCUCUGGGGCAGCGGAGUGAUGGGCGAGAGGAGGCUGAGCUACUCCAUCACUUGGUUCUGUUCCUGGUCUCCCUGCGCCGACUGCUCCAUCGCUCUGUCCCGCUUCCUGGGGCGGAUGCCCAAUCUUCGCCUCAGGAUCUUCGUGUCCCGCCUCUACUUCUGCGACAUGGAAGACAGCCGCGAGAGAGACGGCCUGCGGUUGCUGAGAAAAGCCGGGGUCCAAAUCACAGUCAUGUCUUACAAAGACUUCUUCUACUGCUGGCAAACCUUUGUUGAUCGGAAGCAAAGCAGCUUCAAGGCCUGGGAGAGCCUGCAGCAAAACUCUGUCAGACUGGCCCGGAAACUCAAUCGCAUCCUCCAGCCUUGUGAGACUGAAGAUUUAAGAGACGCUUUCAAGCUGCUUGGACUUUGACUUCCUGACGUGCUUGGCUUCAUCACUACAGUUGCUGACUCAGAUAGAAGACAAAUGCUUUUACGCCCUCAAGGCUUGCAAAACAUGUCUUUCUUCACUUUUACUAACAAUUACUGUAUUUUACAGACCAUAAGUUGUACUUUUUUCAUGGAUUUCCUGCGACUCUUACCCCAGAGUGAGUUCUAUAUGUUGUUUUUCACUCUUACGGCCACAAGAGGGCGCUCUUGUCUUGCGUGCCAGUAUCUGCUCCUCACUCCUGUACUGUCAACAGGGCAGUCACGUCCACGUAUAUACAGUAGAUGACUACUGUUGUUUAUGCUGAGUUACCUGGUUAAUAUGUUAGCUUAACAUACCACCUCGUCACGUUCUGUUAGCCUGUUGUUGUCCAUUUUAUUUUUUCUACUUUCAAGAUGAAAUGUCUGUUCUUGGUCUCUGAUUUCAUAAAAUACUUUUAUUAUUGUAUUAUUGUAAAAUGCAACUUACAGUCCAGUGCAGCGUAUAUGUUUUUUUCCCUCCUCAUUGUGCUUUCAUGGCUGGAGUGACUUAUAGUCCAGGAAAUACAGUCAAUUAUUUUGGCCCUGUCAUUUUUUUGUCUUUGCUAACAUAAUUUCUUGUCAUAAACAUAAUAUUUCCAUUACAUUUUUGUUCGCCCAUGAAAGACCAGUUUGUUUGCACUUUUAAAGAAAGAAGCUGAGAAAUGAAAAUGCUUUACGUACAGGAGCUCCUCCGUGUACGGCUUACAGCUACGUGCUACCAUGUUUUUCACGCUCCCAUAAAUGAAUGAAAGCAGAAUUUUGCUCCAUGAACUCAACACUGGGGAGGGAAUGCAGCAGAAGAAUACGCUAUGUGUGCGGGCACUUGUGGUGUCAGUGCACCAAAGAAAAGGAAAGCCAUCACCAUGGAAGUAGAUCGAUCAAUAAAAAGCUCGGAGAGCAGACACGGCCAACAAUUUUUGCUGUCAACACUGUACGAGUGACCCAGGGGUUGGCAACCCAAGUCUUCCCCAUCUCCUGACCUUGUGGCCUACAUGGCACCCCUGUUAACUGAGUUAACGUGCGGCGUCCCGCUUUCAUACUAAAGAUAAUUUGGAGCCACAAACUGCGGUUUUUGAGUCUUUCUGUAUUAAUUUGAGUAAAAUUGUGUA